Messenger RNA from Populus nigra (black poplar), 1274 nucleotides. Its product is annotated as lipid phosphate phosphatase gamma. The transcript has 2 exons. Gene Ontology annotation, cellular component: intracellular membrane-bounded organelle; endoplasmic reticulum membrane. Lineage: Eukaryota; Viridiplantae; Streptophyta; Magnoliopsida; Malpighiales; Salicaceae. The record is from RefSeq and is a predicted model, not a curated record. Gene Ontology annotation, molecular function: dolichyldiphosphatase activity. Bases 135 to 803 code for a protein of 222 amino acids. Gene Ontology annotation, biological process: protein N-linked glycosylation; lipid biosynthetic process.
CACGUGUCUCCACUUUCCUGGUUACUCCGCCAUUGAUCUUUCCUGCCUCUUAAAAGCUCUCAACGUGCUCCACACAUCCCCUGAAAACCAAACGCCAAAGACAAAGAACAAAUCUCUCUCAACUCUCCAAAAAAAUGCCCAAUCCGCCACUUAAAGCUGUGACUCUCACCCACGUACGCUACCAUAAAGGUGACCGAUUAGGCCAUUUCCUAGCCUGGGUUUCACUAGUUCCUGUCUUCAUAAGCCUAGGCGGUUUCUUCACUCACUUCGUAUUCCGCCGUGAACUCCAUUGCAUGUUCUUCGCUUUAGGCCUUAUUAUUUCCCAAUUCAUCAACGAAAUCAUCAAAUCGUCUGUCCAACAAGCCCGACCUGAAACCUGUGCACUUCUUGAGAUGUGUGAUUCUCAUGGCUGGCCUUCUAGUCAUUCUCAGUACAUGUUCUUUUUCGCUGUUUAUUUUACUUUAUUGACAGUUGAAGGAAUUGGGUUGUCUCAGGUUAAGAAUAAAUGGGCUGUUAAUUUUUGUCCAUGGUCAUUAGCUGUUUUGACCAUGUUUUCGAGAGUUUAUUUAGGGUAUCAUACGGUUGCCCAGGUUUUUGCUGGGGCUGCUUUAGGGGUUUUUCUUGGGGCGUGCUGGUUUUGGGUUGUGAAUAACGUAAUUUAUGAAUAUUUUCCGGUGAUUGAGGAGAGUAAGUUUGGAAGGAUGUUUUAUGUGAAGGAUACUUCGCAUAUUAAGAAUGUUUUGAAGUUUGAGUAUGAUAAUGCAAGAGCUGCUAGAAAGAAUAUGGCUGACAAGGCUAAUUGAUCAGGUAAUUUCGCUCUUGUGGGUUGGUAGCUCCAAAGAUGCAUUCAGGAUUGUGUUUUUGCUUGCAUGGAUGACACUAUUAAGCAAGUGCAGUUUUUCUUUGAAGCAAUCUAUUUGGGAGCCCACAAGGGAAGCCAACUAGAAGGACUAGCACUAAGUUUAAAUUGUUUUCUAUCAGCAAGGAUGAGCAUCUCUGUCUACUGUAGCUCCACUGAAAGGAGUUACCGUUGAAAAAAGUGCAUCUUUAUACUUGAUUUUCAGUAACUUACUGCUUUGUGAUGUCCUUAAAGAAGUUUUAUUACAGGAUAGUAGUUUUUUCCCCUUUUAUACGAUGUUUUAGGAUGCUUGCUAAACAUCUGGAUGCUUUCAUUACAUCAUGUUCUUGUGGUUAGAAGAUGCCCCUCUGUUGGUGUAGCCAGAAUAAACCUUUUGUUGAUGCUGUGAUGAAUAAUGUUUUCUUAUUUUCACCAA